UCUUCGCCGAACUAUCCACAUUGCUUCGCUGCCACUGAAUCGUGCCAAAGCCAUGUCGCUCUUCAGUGGAGAUAACGAGAUUGGAAACAUUCUGCAGCAGGCAGUCAAGCUCAAAUCUCAUCAGAUGAACGAGAAGCGGAAGACCUACGAGACCUGGCCAUUCUUCGUUCAGCACACCCUCUUCCACGGCGAAAAGGAUGAUUUCAAGGUUUGGCGGCAGCUGCCCUUCGACGAGAAGCGCGUGCACUGCGAAAGGUUGAAGGAGGAGGGCAACGUGCUGUUCAAGCAGGGCUCGUGGAUGGAUGCCAUCGAAAAAUAUGAGGAGGCUGCAACUUUGGUACACUACUGCUACAGUACUGACCCUGGCUGGCGGAAGAAUCAACGAGGGAUUGAUGACGACGUUCUGGUUCUAGUUGAUGAUGUGGGCUGCACGGAAGAGGAUGCCAAAUGGCAACGGAAGCAUCGUGCUUUGUGUGCUUUGAAUUUGGCGGCAUGCAAGCAGAAGUUGGACAAGUUUGAUGAGGCCAUCAAAGCCUGCGAUGCAGCUCUCGAGUCCGGAGCUAAAAAAACUGCUGGAGAUUUUUUCGAAUGA
This is a messenger RNA of Cladocopium goreaui, 592 nucleotides long. The record is from the annotation of a GenBank genome assembly. Lineage: Eukaryota; Dinophyceae; Suessiales; Symbiodiniaceae.